Molecule: messenger RNA, 2207 nt
Organism: Daucus carota subsp. sativus
Lineage: Eukaryota; Viridiplantae; Streptophyta; Magnoliopsida; Apiales; Apiaceae
Product: topless-related protein 2-like
Exons: 15
Coding region: 1-2139 (712 amino acids)
Biological process (GO): regulation of DNA-templated transcription
Molecular function (GO): protein binding
Source: RefSeq, a predicted model, not a curated record
AUGGCCUCUCUGAACAAACACUUGGUGAUGAUUGUGCUACAGUUCCUGCGGGAGGAGAACUUCAAAGAGGCUGCUCGAAGUUUGGAGAAAGAAUCAGGGUUUUAUUUCAACAUGAGAUACUUUGAGGAAAAAGUUCUGGCUGGUGAAUGGGAUGAAGUUGAGAAAUACCUGUCCGGAUUUACCAAUGUAGAGGACAACAGAUUCUCCGUGAAGAUUUAUUACGAGCUUCGAAAACACAAAUACUUGGAGGCUCUUGACAGGAAAGACAAGAUAGAAGCACUUCAUAUCCUGGAGAAUGAGUUAAAAGUAUUCUCUCGGGUUAAAAAUGAUUUAUACAGAGAUAUGACUCUGCUGCUGUCUCUUGAUAAUUUCAGGGAGAAUGAGCAACUAUCAAAGUACGAUAACAUGGUAGAAGCUCGUGGUACAAUGAUGAUGGAGCUAAAGAAGAUUAUUGGAGCUAAUCCAGUCUUCAACGGCAAGCUUGAGUUCCCUAGCUCGCGGUCAGCAAGAUUGCGAACAUUGGUCAACCAGAGUUUGAACUGGCAGCACCACUUGUGCGGAAACAAUAGGCCUUAUCCGGACAAUAUAAAGACGUUGUACACAGACCAUACAUGUGAACUGUCAAAGGGUUCUCUUGCAACUCUACCUGUCAAUUUUCCAGCUGCUGGAAGUGCCAAUCCCACCUCCUUCACGCGGCCCGGAGUUUAUACUAGGAAUACUAAAACCAUUUUGUUUUUUAUCAAACAUAUGCAGCCAUUUCGAGUUCCUGCAUCAGCUAUUUCCAAUCAAGGUCAAGUAUCUACUCUGAACCGCACAGUCACUGCUCCAGCUAGGCUAGAUAUGGACGAGUAUCAGUUACUCAAGCGUUUGCGGACUGCACAGCCUGUUGAGGAGAAUGAGGUUGAUGCUGUUGGUAAAAAUAAGGGAAUUUUAAACCCCGUGGAUGAUGCAGUCAAUAAGACCACACCCUGGCAGUUAACAGCAGAGAAGAUUGAUCAUCCUGUUCGAUGUCGGCUGGUAACACUGAAUGCCUCAGAUGCUGGAGACAAGGUUUCUCAGCUUUUAUAUACAAAUGCCGGCACUGGAAUUUUGGUACUUGGAUCAAGUGGAUUUCAGAUGCUGUAUAAGUGGGUGCGCCAUGAAAACAAUCCAAGUGGAAAGGCCACCGCAAAAGAACUUCCCCAUUUGUGGAAGCCAAGUAGCGGUUUACUUAUGGCCAAUGAUAUUGCAGGUGUUGACCUCCAGAAAUCUUCUCCGUGCAUUGCCCUCACAAAGAAUGACUCUUACGUCAUGUCUGCUUUUGGCGGAAAGGUUUCAGUGUUCAAUGCACUCACCUACGAGGUAAUGACUACUUUCAUGUCAACUCCACCAGUACCGACCUUCCUGGCAUUUUUUCCUCCGGACAAUAACUACGUAGCUGUUGGAAUGGAUGAUUCCACUAUCCACAUCUACAAUGUUCGGGGUGACGAGGUGAAAUGUAUACUGAAAGGCCACCAGGACCGGGUGACAGGUUUAGCCUUCUCCACGAAACUUAAUAUCUUGAUCUCCUCAGGAGCUGAUGCUCAUAUCUGUAUCUGGAGCACUGAUACAUGGGAGAAGAAAAAUUCUUUUCCCUUGCAACUAACUACUUCUGAAUCAUGUAGUGCAUGUACCGGUGACACACGAGUACAACUCCAUCGUGAUGAAAUUCAAUUUCUGGUGUCACAUGGAACACAACUUGCACUAUAUGAUGCAGAAAAUGUGGAUCGUGUUCAACGGUGGAUCCCUCAGGAUGCCCUUUCAGCACAAAUUACUUCUGCAGCAUUCUCCUGCAACAGCAUGCUAGUCUAUGCCUCGUUUUGUGAUGGCAGUAUUGGCAUCUUCGAUGCAGAGAGGCUGAGUUUAAGAUGCCAUCUUAACCCCUCAGUUUACUUAUCGCUAAAAGGAAGUCAAGUUGUGUAUCCGGUGGUGGUUGCAGCACAUCCACAGGAUCCCUAUCAAUUUGCUGUAGGGUUGACAGAUGGAUCAGUGAAAGUCAUUGAACCCUUCGAGCCAGAAGGGAAGUGGGAAGUGUUUAAACCACCCGAGGAAGGUUUUGCAAAUGGUAGGAGUGCAUCGACAUCCACAAGUCACCACGCAGCCGAGCAAGUGCAAAGAUGAAAUUUUGGUGAUAUACUUGAAACCAUCCCUGAAUUAUCCGCCUUCUCAGAGCAAAGAUGCAUGGGAGA